Suillus subaureus is the source of this 1743-nucleotide messenger RNA. RefSeq lists its product as uncharacterized. The transcript is spliced from 5 exons. Bases 1 to 1743 code for a protein of 580 amino acids. NCBI's taxonomy places the organism in Eukaryota, Fungi, Basidiomycota, Agaricomycetes, Boletales, Suillaceae. The record is from RefSeq and is a predicted model, not a curated record.
AUGCUGGGCUGGUUAUCCCUCGCGCUUGUCUUGGCGACUAAUGUCGCUGCGUUACCCUCUCCACAAUCUCCACAAUUCAAAGAGCCAAGCGAUGCUCCGUCCCAGUGCCAGGCACGUGCCUGGGUGAGAGCACCUGACAUGGUUCCCGGCGAAGUUAUCGCAGGAGAUGUCAAGAUUAAACUCAGCGGGCCAUGCUCUGACGCAGAGAGCUAUACGCUAGGCUUGCGCUAUAAAGAAAAGGUAUUCUGGAAGUUGAGACAUCCCGACAGACGGGAAGAUGCGCCGAUUCCGAAAAUACCCAAAUUGCCGGUCUCGAACAGUGAUUUGUUCCGAGUCCGACCUUCUCAGAACUCCAGGAAUCCAGACUACAACGAAGCAGAAUGGAAGGCGUACGAGAACUCAGUUCAGAAUAAGGACCUGUGGUCUAUACAUGAGGAAGAACGGAUUGCCUUUGAAAUCAAGAGCCCUCUGAUCACAGAUCCAUUGUCGACAAACUUCACGACCCGAUUCGGAGUUCUGGUACCAAAUACAAACUACCCUCCAGGAUUAGACUGUCGUGGAGGUUUCAUGGCUCACGGGGGAGCGACUGAUAUGAUAUCCAGUGAAUCGAUUUAUGAGUACUUUGUCGAAAUCGGAUUUAGCAAUGGCACCAUUUCAGAGAUACCGGCGGGAAUGACGGCCUUCACCCCGUUCUACCUCUUGACGGAAAGCAGCCCACCUAGUGUUAACGUAUCUCUAUCUCUGGCACCCGCACGGCGCUCCGGUUCUAACAUGAAGCCAUCAGUAGACAGGUUGCGGAGCAACUACACGAUUGAAUUAUCUGUUCCUGAAGGAGCUCACGUUUAUCAAAACUCGUCCGUGAAUCUCACGGCCAUUGUUCAUCGGAUAGGAUACACGAAUCGGACAGACACUCCCGUAGAGCUGUGUGCGUUCUCGGCGAGUGGCAUUGAAUGGCAUUCUCAGGAGCUCCAGAACCGAUCAUGGUCAUUUCCACCGUCCAUCAAGGCGCUGGUCCCCUCCGUUGCUCCUGUGCGGUACUCACAAUUCUCUCAAAUCGUAAUCCCCAAUCCAGUCCCAUGCAGAGAGAUCAAAUUUGCGGCAACUCCUGCUCCCUUGACUCACGAAAGCCACAUUCUUUCCACGUCCUCCGAACCGCUUUCAUUAUCCCUCUACGUGAAUCGUGAUGCUGUUUCUGAUUUUUCAACGUACUAUCAGAAACUGGGACAUAGUGUAAAGCUGAAUCUCUAUGUCGCACCUGAUCCAUCAGAGCCAUGGGAUAAUGAAUUCGAGAAAAUCCAAUGGGAGAAACAGAUUGCGCAUGCAGGUGGGGAAGAAUUUGACUGGGUGCCCUGGAUGCCGCCAACACAGCCUCGUCGCCGAUUCCUUUCCGGCAACGCCAAUAUACUAUCAGUCAUUCCAAUGCAGGAGCAGGGACCUGCGCGAUCAACGCCAAUCCACUACCUGUCCGACAAAGCUCGCCAACCAGUAUUUGUCGAUUCGUCGGACAUCGCUGACCUUCGUCUGAUGUUGCCUGAGGAACGCGAUCUCAUUGCCCCACUUACGCAACCAUCUAUCAAGGUUUUUGCCAAGGGAGAAGAACUUCCACGCAGAUAUUUCACUGGCGGUGAUAUGCGGUACCCAAUAUACGUUGGAGAUACCUGGGUUAAGAAAGUAUUGCCUAUUACUGCUGAGGGUCAGCGCGAGAGAGAUGCUGUGGACCACUUGCUCGUUGUGCAGUCAUGA